GUCACCAUAAGUGUUUCCCUGUGAGUAAGGCAUCUCAAGCUCCUUCAAAGUCAAAUAGUUGAUCAGAUUACAACUUCUCUCAUAUUACCCUCUAUAUAUAUUCAAAUUAAAACAAUGCUCUAUGCAAUUAUCAUGGCUGCACAGCAACUUUUACAAUGCAAGUUGAAGUCUAAAGCCUCUGACCCCUUCCAACAAAGGCGUAGCGCGAAUUAUAGGCCCAACAUCUGGAGCCAUGAAUUCCUGCAAUCUCUUUCCAACAAUUACGAUGAAGAGCAGUACAGAAGCCAGUUUGGGGAGCUAAAAGAGCAUGUUAAGAGAUUGUUUAUUGAUGCAGAUGACUUAUUGUCUAAGUUAGAGCUUAUUGACAGCAUAAAAAAGCUUGGUUUAGCCAACCACUUCAGAGAGGAAAUAAAGGAAGCCCUUGACAACAUAGCAUCAAAAAAUCAAAGCACCGAAGCUGAUCUCUACGCUACUGCACUGCGCUUCAAGGUCCUCAGGCAGAAUGGUUAUGAAGUUUUUCAAGAUGUAUUUAGUGUAUUUGUGGAUGAAGAGGGUGCUUUUGGGGGUAAAAUAAGCUGUGAUGAUGAUACAAAAGGAAUAAUUGAGCUAUUUGAGGCCUCACAUCUAGCACUGGAAGCUGAUAACAUACUUGAUGAGGCUAAGGCUUUCUCUACCGGAAUCCUUGAAACCAGAAGUUGUAGGACAGAAAGUAGCAUUAACAAGCAAAUUGUACAUACUUUGGAGCUUCCAUAUCACUGGAGGGUGCAGUGGUUUGAUGUCAAAUGGUACAUUGAUGGACAUGAUCACCAGAUAGAAAAGGACAGUUUACUUGAAUUGGCAAAAUUGAACUUCAAUGUGGUCCAGAACACCCUCCAAAAAGACUUGAGAGAGCUCUCUGGAUGGUGGAAAAAUCUGGGUCUGAUUGAGAACUUGAGCUUUGCCAGAAACCGACUGGUCGAAUGCUUCAUGUGCACUGCAGCAUUUGCUUAUGAGCCUCAUUACAACAAUCUUAGGAAAUGGCUUACUAAAGUACUAAUCAUGAUCGCGAUCAUCGAUGAUGUUUACGACGUUUAUGGUUCACUCGAAGAAUUGCAUCAUUUCACCAUUGCCGUUGAUAGGUGGAAUUCAAGCAAAAUUCAACAGCUUCCAGAAUGUAUGAAGUUGUGUUUCCAAGCACUCAUUGGUAUCACUAAUGAAGUUGCAAGAGAAAUGCAAACAGAGAACAAUUGGAGCCACCAAGUGCUACCUCACUUAAAGAAAGUGUGGGCAGAUUUCUGUAAAGCACUAUUUGUGGAAGCAAAGUGGCACAAAACAGGACAUAUGCCUAGCUUGAAAGAGUACAUGAAUAAUGCCUGGAUCACCUCAUCAGGCAGUUUGAUAACUGUUCAUCUACUUUUCUCCACUCUACAUGAAGCCACAAAGGAAAUUCUGGAAACCAACGAAGACCUUGUAUAUAAUUUGUCCAUCGUAAUCCGACUCUGCAAUGAUCUCGGAACUUCAGCGGCGGAACUACAGAGGGGCGACGCUCCGUCCUCGAUUUUGUAUUACAGGAGAGAAAACAAUGUCCCGGAGGCGAUUGCUAGGGAACACAUUAAAGGCUUGAUAAACGAGACAAUGAAGAAAAUGAAUGCAGAGUGUUUUGGACAAUCAGCAUUAGAGUUGCAGCCAUGCACAAACAUCAUUAUGAAUGUUGCUCGCAUGGUGCACAACCUUUAUCUUCAUGGAGAUGGAUUCGGUGUUCAAGACGGCGAGACGAGAAGACAGAUAGCUUCUGUGCUAGUUGAACCUUUUUCACUAGUAUGAACUAUGAAGUCUUGUUCGUUAAAUUUCUUAGUAUAGAUGAAAAUGAUGAUCUGUUUUGGUUUAAUUUGAUGGAGGUUAACCUUUUGAGUACACUGUUUGUGGUAGAUUUACAAAAGGAGAUUUGCCAACUUUUCAGAAUGUCUAGUUAAGCUUGUUCCCAUUGAUAUCUAUAUUUAAUCACUCCG
Molecule: messenger RNA, 1988 nt
Organism: Tripterygium wilfordii
Lineage: Eukaryota; Viridiplantae; Streptophyta; Magnoliopsida; Celastrales; Celastraceae
Product: alpha-farnesene synthase-like
Exons: 7
Coding region: 115-1803 (562 amino acids)
Biological process (GO): diterpenoid biosynthetic process
Molecular function (GO): magnesium ion binding; terpene synthase activity
Source: RefSeq, a predicted model, not a curated record